Messenger RNA from Oncorhynchus mykiss (rainbow trout), 2253 nucleotides. RefSeq names its product bcl-2-related ovarian killer protein homolog A. Gene Ontology annotation, biological process: regulation of apoptotic process; extrinsic apoptotic signaling pathway in absence of ligand; release of cytochrome c from mitochondria. Gene Ontology annotation, cellular component: mitochondrial outer membrane. Gene Ontology annotation, molecular function: BH domain binding. The record is from RefSeq and is a predicted model, not a curated record. NCBI's taxonomy places the organism in Eukaryota, Metazoa, Chordata, Actinopteri, Salmoniformes, Salmonidae.
CCCUCCUUUUCGAAACGCCCCCAACCCGAGGGAGGAGGUAGGGAAGUAGCUUUCUGGUGACAGAGAGGACCAUAAACGGCGAUCGAGGUGGAGGCGCAGGCGGAUUAGUGCCAGCGCCAGGCAGGCGGGUUGUUUGUGAUUAACUGCUGCUGGGGGACUCUGGGGUAUGGAGAUGUUGCGUCGCUCCUCAGUAUUCGCGGCUGAAGUGAUGGAAGUAUUCGACCGCUCUCCCACAGACAAGGAGCUGGUGUCACAGGCGAAGGCGCUAUGCAGGGACUACAUCCAUUCCAGGCUGAACAGGACCGGGAUUGGGUGGUCGAAGGCCGAGCAUCAGCUGUCGGCAUCAGGUGGGACGCUUGGCGAGAUCUCCUCUGUCCUCAUGUGGUUAGGUGAUGAGUUGGAGUACCUGCGGCCCAACAUCUACCGUAACGUAGCUCGUCAGCUGAACAUCACCGUUGCGUCUGAGAGCGUGGUGUCUGAUGCCUUCCUGGCUGUGGCUGCAGAGAUCUUCUCCACCGGUAUAACGUGGGGGAAGGUGGUGUCCCUGUAUGCGGUAGCCGGUGCCCUGGCGGUGGACUGCGUGAGGCAUGGUCACCCAGCCAUGGUCCACACCAUCGUAGACUGCAUGGGGGAGUUUGUCCGCAAGAGCCUGGUCUCCUGGUUGAAGAGGAGAGGAGGCUGGGCUGAUAUCACAAAGUGCGUGGUGAACACGGACCCCAGCUUCCGCUCCCAUUGGUUGGUGUCUGCUACCUGCGCCUGUGGACAUUACCUGAAGGCCAUGUUGUUUUACCUGCUCCGGGACAAGUGACAACGGAGGACCAGUUCAGUCACGACCACACGAUGGACAAUCUGCCCCAUCCGUCAGUGUAGGACAGCAGAGCCUUAUCCUGAUGGACAAUCUGCCCCAUCCGCCAGUGUAGGACAGCAGAGCCUUAUCCUGGUGGACAAUCUGCCCCAUCCGUCAGUGUAGGACUGCAGAGCCUUAUCCUGAUGGACAAUCUGCCCCAUCCGCCAGUGUAGGACAGCAGAGCCUUAUCCUGAUGGACAAUCUGCCCCAUCUGCCAGUGUAGGACAGCAGAGCCUUAUCCUGGUGGACAAUCUGCCCCAUCCGCCAGUGUAGGACAGCAGAGCCUUAUCCUGAUGGACAAUCUGCCCCAUCCGCCAGUGUAGGACAGCAGAGCCUUAUCCUGGUGGACAAUCUGCCCCAUCCGUCAGUGUAGGACUGCAGAGCCUUAUCCUGAUGGACAAUCUGCCCCAUCCGCCAGUGUAGGACAGCAGAGCCUUAUCCUGAUGGACAAUCUGCCCCAUCUGCCAGUGUAGGACAGCAGAGCCUUAUCCUGGUGGACAAUCUGCCCCAUCCGCCAGUGUAGGACAGCAGAGCCUUAUCCUGAUGGACAAUCUGCCCCAUCCGCCAGUGUAGGACAGCAGAGCCUUAUCCUGAUGGACAAUCUGCCCCAUCCGUCAGUGUAGGACAGCAGAGCCUUAUCCUGGUGGACAAUCUGCCCCAUCCGCCAGUGUAGGACAGCAGAGCCUUAUCCUGGUGGACAAUCUGCCCCAUCCGUCAGUGUAGGACAGCAGAGCCUUAUCCUGAUGGACAAUCUGCCCCAUCCGCCAGUGUAGGACAGCAGAGCCUUAUCCUGGUCCCAGAUCUGUUCGAGCUCCUGACAACUCUAUUGCUGUCGUUGUCAAGCUAAACAAGUUUUGUUGUUUGUGUGUUUUAGAUCAAGGAGUUUGUCAGUACAAAGUGAGUGACAAGGAGUUGUCAUGACAGCCCAACCAGACUGGCACUCGGCCAACCGGCGUCUGUCUGAAGGGGCAGCCAUCCCUCCUCUAGAGUUCUAGAUGUGUUGUUUGUUUGCACCUGCAGACGUUUGCACUGAAUCUCCGCCACUGACGAGCACCUUGGGCCCUCACAAAUAGAUUAAACAAACGCACCGGCAUUGGAACAAUCAACGUGAAUAAGCUUGUUAGCCACGUCUGCUUUGAAUUUGGGUGUUUACGAUUUAGCUUGACAGUAUUAUUGUGACGUAUUAUGUACAGAUUCUCCAGCUGUAUUGUGAGGUAGUAGCCUAUAUACAUACUGAUCCAUAGCGUUAACAGUUGACUUGAAUGGGAAUGCCCAUUCUAGUUAUUCUAUAUCUGGAUCUCUGUUUUUCUAUAGCUCUCUCUCUGUCACAUUCCUUGCUUUCUUUAUGCUUACAUAGACUGGUUAACUGACAACGUCACACACACACACACACACACACACACACA